AUGGGGCGCCCAGGCCCCCACAACCUGACCUGCGUGUCCUACAAGCACCCGAGCGUGCGGGGGGCGCUGGGGGGCGCGGGGGGGGCGGCGGCCGGCGCCGUUCGCUGCCCCCCCGGGCAGUGCUGCGUCGGCAUCUGGAACCGCAGCCAGGCUCUGGUGCAGGGCUGCUGGGGCGGCCGGGGGGACGCCUGUCCCUCGGCCACCUGCGCCCCCAGCCCCGCGGGACACCCCGGCAGCUCCGUGCUCCUGUGCCUGUGCCACGGCCACCUCUGCAACGGCAACGCCACGGGGACAGCGGCCGUGGGGCUGGGGGGAACCCGCCAGGGCCCAGUGCCCGGCCAGGGGGGAUCCGUGGGGACCCUGUGGCUGUGGGGUGCCGGCCCCCUCCUCCUCAUCCUCUUCACGUGUCUGGGCAUCCUCGGACUGCGCCGGACAAGGGCCCGCACGGGUCAGCCACCGCGGGGGGGGCGGAGAAUCGGGGUCCCCCCGGAGCCCCCCAGCCCGGACCUGCCUGCGCUGCAUUUCCUGCAGGUGCGGGACACCCGCGGGGCGAGGGGCAACCACGGGGAGGGCACCCAUGGGGCGAGGGGCAGGCGGGGGGGCGCCCAGGUGCUGCAGUCGGGCCGGUUCUCGGCGGUGUGGCGGGGGACGCUGCGCCAGCGGCCCGUGGCCAUCAAGGCGUUCGCGGCCGGGGCUGGCCGGAGGUUCGCGGCCGAACGCGCCGUGCACGCGCUGCCGCUGAUGGAGCACGAGAACGUGGCCAGGCUGCUGGACACCAGAGCGGCCGGACCCCGCGCCCGAGGGGGACUCCUGGUCCUGCAGCUCUACCCGGCCGGCUCCCUGCGCCACUUUCUGGGGCAGCACGUGGGGACCUGGGCGGGCAGCGUGCGCCUGGCGCUGUCCCUGGCCCGCGGCUUGGCCUUCCUGCACCAGGAGCUGUGGCGUGACGGGCUGUACAAGCCCAGCGUGGUGCACCGGGACCUGAGCAGCCAGAAUGUGCUGGUGCGGGAGGACGGGACCUGCGCCAUCGGCGACUUCGGGCUGGCGCUGGCGCUGCCACCGCGCGCCCAGGACGGCACCGGCGCCCGGCACGCCGUGACCAUCCGGAAGGCGGGCACCCAGCGGUACCUGGCACCCGAGAUCCUGGACGAGAGCCUGGACCUGCGGGCCUGGGGCCGGGCACUGCGCCAGGCCGACGUCUACGCGCUGUCCCUGCUGCUCUGGGAGAUCCUGUCCCGCUGCCAGGCCCUGAGCCCCGGAGCCCCGGUGCCGCCGUUCCGGCUGGCGUACGAGGCCGAGCUGGGCUCCAGCCCCAGCGGGGCUCAGCUGCGGCGUUUGGCUGCGGACGAGAGGCGGCGGCCGCUCAUCCCCCCCGCCUGGCACCGCGCCCCCCAGCCCGGGGGGGCUCUGCCGGAGCUGCUGGAGGAUUGCUGGGACCCGGACCCCGAGGCGCGGCUCUCGGCCGAGCGGGCUCUGCAGCGGCUCCAGCGCUUGGCCGCGGGGCCCGCACCGGCCCCGGAGGACCCCGGCCCGGGGGUCGCCCCCCGCCAGGUCCUGGAGUCUCCCACCAUGUGGAACCCUGGUGCAGGUACAGGGGGGCACCCCGGUCUGGGGGGGCUGCCUUGA
Molecule: messenger RNA, 1626 nt
Organism: Pseudopodoces humilis (Tibetan ground-tit)
Lineage: Eukaryota; Metazoa; Chordata; Aves; Passeriformes; Paridae
Source: RefSeq, a predicted model, not a curated record